Molecule: messenger RNA, 1092 nt
Organism: Seriola aureovittata
Lineage: Eukaryota; Metazoa; Chordata; Actinopteri; Carangiformes; Carangidae
Product: homeobox protein prophet of Pit-1-like
Exons: 3
Coding region: 1-927 (308 amino acids)
Biological process (GO): regulation of transcription by RNA polymerase II
Molecular function (GO): RNA polymerase II transcription regulatory region sequence-specific DNA binding; DNA-binding transcription factor activity, RNA polymerase II-specific
Source: RefSeq, a predicted model, not a curated record
AUGGAUUUUACAGGCAGUCAUGUUUCUGAGAUGAACUCUUUUUACUCCGGACAUUAUUGGCCCGGUACAAGCCUGGAUAUGAACAACAACGACGAUUACGCACAGGACACCAGCAGAGUGCAUCAUGAUGCUGCCCACAGGACGCGCUUGGACACCCAGCGUCGCCGGAAGCGCACGACUUUCAGCAAGGCGCAAGUGAGCGAGCUGGAGAGGGCCUUCACUGUCACACAGUACCCGGAUAUUAAAAUGAAGGAGUCUCUCGCCUCUGUGACCGGGCUGCCGGAGUCUAAAAUUCAGGUGUGGUUUCAAAACCGACGCGCUCGCUAUUUCAAAAGCAAGAAACCAACCAAAGCGGUCCCCAAACCCCAAUACCUUCAUUCCCAAUUCACCUACACUCCGGCUCCCAGUCCACCCCUCCCCCAGCUCUGUCCUGCCCUCUCUCCUACCCCGAGCCUGCCGUCCCCACCAGGCUACCCUGCUCCGAGUUUACCUCAGUCCACCAGGCUCUCGACCAUCCUGGCGAGUCAGGGCAUGUCCUUACCCGGACCUACAUCCCCUGUCAUCGGCGACCAAGCUUCAUCCUGCUCCGAGCAUGGACCGGGUGUCCCAGGAGUUUAUCAACACCAUCACUACCAAACCCCAGACUUCACUGAUUACUGUGUGUUUCCAGACAGUGGGCUCGGUGAAUGGGAUUUGACAGAGGACUUUGAGACUUUCCUUAAAGGUGCACAGGGAUCCCAGCCUGUGGGGAGCCGCUGCGCUGCAGUCGGACACCCUGGAUCCAAGGAGAGCGUGCAGAGUCAGCUGGACCACCAGGGCUUCUCCAGCUCUGACGACCUGUCCGACCUGUGCCUCCAGGAUCUGGGCGACUUCAAUAUGUCAGAUUUAGAAAUAUCUGCGGCAAUGAUUGAUUAUCUUCUGGGCUGACUGAUAAAAGAAGAUAUUUGGAGUUGAAUGUUUAAGACCACAUUGUAAAUAGACUUAGUUAGAACAGAGUAUUUAUGGUGGGACUGCCUUGAACAGAGGACUCUCUCAUUCUCAUGUGAAUAAGAAUGUAUAGAAUUAUUUAGAUAUUGUUAUUGACAUAUUGUA